This is a messenger RNA of Passer montanus (Eurasian tree sparrow), 822 nucleotides long. It is a transcript of the gene LYSMD1, whose product is annotated as LysM domain containing 1. NCBI's taxonomy places the organism in Eukaryota, Metazoa, Chordata, Aves, Passeriformes, Passeridae. The record is from RefSeq and is a predicted model, not a curated record. The transcript is spliced from 2 exons. Bases 67 to 489 code for a protein of 140 amino acids.
UCCGUGUCCCCGUCCCUGUCCCUGUAUUGUCCCGGUCCCGGUGCCGGUGCCGGUGCCGUCCCGCAGAUGGAGCAGAUCCAGCGCGCCAACCGCCUCUACUCCUCGGACACGAUCUUCCUGAGAGCCACGCUGCUCAUCCCGGGGCACGGCGAGCCGCCGGGGGACAGCCCCGGGGACAGCCCCGGGGACAUCACCGGGGACAUCACCGGGGACAGCCCCGGGGACAGGGACAGCCCCCGGGACGGCCCCCGGGACGGCCCCGGCCCCUCCCGGCGCGACCUCUCGGCCUCGGAUUUCCUGCGGCGCUUGGACGCCGAGAUCGGGCGCUGCAAGGAGGCGGCGCGGGGGCUGCGGGGCCCGGGCAGCCCCGGGGGUGGCCCCAGCCCCGCUCUGUCCCCCCGGGGGGCCCGGCUGGGACCCCGGCCCCUCACCAGGACCCCGCGGGCGGCCGCGCUCAGGGACAGCGAGGACGAGAUCUUCACCUUGUGACAGCGGGGACACCGGGGACAUGGGGACAGCGAGGACACUGGGGACACCCGGGACGAGAUCUUCACCUUGUGACACCGAGAACCCGAGCCUGGGCACACCCAGGAUGUGACACUGAGGACACCCGGGAGGUGCCACCAGAGGUGCCACCGCUCCUCGCGGCCGUGGGCCCCCAGGGGACACGGGGACUUUGGGGACGUGUCCUGCUGUCCCCUCCCUGUCCCCCUUUGGGGCCGCAGGGCCACCCCCGGGGCACCUGGGAGCCACUGGGGACAGGGACAGGGACGGUGCCACCACCCCCUGCCAGCUUGUAAAUAAACCGGAGCAUUGUCACCA